This is a messenger RNA of Acanthosepion pharaonis, 597 nucleotides long. The record is from the annotation of a GenBank genome assembly. Lineage: Eukaryota; Metazoa; Mollusca; Cephalopoda; Sepiida; Sepiidae.
AUGCAUUAUUUUACGUUUUUCUUUCUUUCCUGUCAUCUCUUUGUCUUUCAGUUUUGCUUUUAUUACUUAAAUUUUAUUUUGUACCAUUUCAGAAUUUAUUCUUAUGUCAUUUUUGGUCCAUUCCAACUCAAACUUUCAUUCACUAUUUUUUUCCAUUCUAUUCUCUUUUUUUUAAAACUCUCUCUUUUUCUGCUUUUAUCCAUUCUGUUUUCAUUUUCUUUCUUCUAUUGUUUUCUUUUUGUAUUCUAUCUUCUUUACUUUCUUUUUUUCAUUCAUUUUAUUUAUUUCUUUUUGCCAUUCAUUUUUUGCAUUUCCCAUUCUGUUUUCUUUAUUUUACCAUUCUUUUUUUCUUACUUUCUUUUUUCUUUUGUUUUUUCCUUUCUUUUUUUGUCUUUCUAUUAUCUUUCUUUUUGCCAUUUUCUUUUCUCUUUCAUUUUCUUACUUUUUCAAUUCUUUUAUCUUUGUAUCUUGCUUUCUUUCUUUUUACAUUUCUCUUUCAUUUUCUUAGUUUUUCUUUUCUAUUCUCUUUCUUUCUUCUGCCAUUUUGUUCUCUUUCAUUUUUCUUCUUUUUCUUCUUUUUUGCUUACUUCUUUUUAA